AUGGAAAAUUCGAAAGUUGCUAACAUAUUGAAUCGAUGGAGUGGAAGACCUUAUUCAGUUGAGAUUUUAGAAAAGAGGAAGAAGCUCGCAAUCUGGCAGCACAGAGAUCAGUUUUUGAAUGCUUUUAGGGCUAACCAAGUUUUGGCUCUUGUUGCUCAAACUGGUUCCGGAAAAUCCACACAGGUAAUUUCUCUCUAUUUUCUUGCUCUUCAUAUUAUGAAAGUUCCUGGAAGGUUACAUCCUGUGGAAAUUGUUUAUACAAGUGAUGAAGAAGUUGAUAGGAAUAAUUACUUGGAUGCUGUUACAAAGACUGUGGUGAAUAUACAUAGACAUGAACCUCCUGGAGAUGUACUUGUGUUUUUGAGUGAAGAGGGAGAGGUAGAAGAUGCAUGCAACAAAAUAUCAAAAGAAAUAUGUAAUCUAAAGAAUCUUGUGGGUCCUAUGAAACUGGUUCCACUAUAUUCUUGUCUACCAGCAACAAUGCAACACAAGAUUUUUGAACCAUGUUCUGGAAGAAAGAUUGUGGUAACAACAAAUAUAGUAGAAUCUUCCUUAUCAAUGGAUGGUAUUUCGUAUGUUGUUGACUCAGGAUUUGUUAAGAAAAAUGUUUUUGACAAUAAACUACGUAUGGAGUCUCUAGUAACGUCGACAAUAUCAAAAGCAAGUGCAAAUAUGAGAUCAGAGCAUGCUAGUAGAAGUACUAGUGAUGGACGAAGGGGGAAAUGUUUUCGGCUUUAUACAGAAGAAAGUUUCAACAAUAAUUUUGAUCUAGAGACAUGUCCUGAAAUUUGGAGAUUAAAUCUUUCCAACAUGAUUUUAUCUUUUUGGAAACCUGAUGUAUAUGAUUUUUUGUGUUUUGGUUAUGUUGACUUUCCUGAUGUUGAGAAUCUAGUGUGCGCUUUUGAAGAAUUGGCAUACUUGGGUGCAUUUGAUAGAGAUUGCAAGAUAACAAAUAUUGGUGAGGUUAUGAGUGUGUUUCCCUUGGAACCACGAAUGUCAAAGAUGCUGGUUAUUAGUCCUGAAUUCAAUUGUUCACAAGAGAUACUAUCAAUUUCUUCCAUGCUCUCAGUACCCAAUUGCUUUGUCGGAUCAAGAGAGGAACAAAAAGAAGUAAAAGUUAAGUUUCACAGCAUUCAUGGAGAUCAUCUCACAUUCUUGAACAUCUACCGCGCAUACAAACAAAAUAACGAGGAUCUCUCUUGGUGCAAUGAUAAUUUUAUUAGUUAUUGGACAUUAAAAGAAGCAGAUAAUAUUAGACAAGAGUUGGAAUAUAUCAUGAUGGCUAGAUUCAAAUUAGAUUUAUGUAGGAUUGACAUUAACAAUACUGUCAACAUAAGAAAGUCUAUUCUUGGUGGAUAUUUCAUGCACGUAGCACAUUUAGAUACUACUGGAAAUUACAUCACAUUGGAAGGAAAUAAGGUGGUGACUUUUCAUCAAUUAUCCAAUUGCUUGGAUGACAACAAGCCAGAAUGGGUCAUUUUUAAUGAGUUUCCGGCUACUGGUUGUGAUUUUAUUCAUAUAGUAACAACAAUACCUAAGGAUUGGUUGAUCGACUCAGCAGCUCCAUGGUCACUGUACUACAAAUUAUCAAAUUAUCCUAAUAGUGAAGCAAAGAGUACUAUUGUAUAUGCUUCUUAUGCAAGAAUGCUCAAGGAAAGAAAACUUACGGAUGGAAAGCUUGGAAAGCAUGCUAACAUCAGCACUUUCCAUCGCUUGUUACCUUAUCACAACAAUAGGAAAAGAAAAGAAAGACUUUAG
Lathyrus oleraceus (garden pea) is the source of this 1758-nucleotide messenger RNA. Its product is annotated as probable pre-mRNA-splicing factor ATP-dependent RNA helicase DEAH3. Gene Ontology annotation, molecular function: RNA binding; helicase activity. The transcript has 5 exons. Gene Ontology annotation, cellular component: intracellular anatomical structure. The coding region runs from base 1 to 1758 and encodes 585 amino acids. Lineage: Eukaryota; Viridiplantae; Streptophyta; Magnoliopsida; Fabales; Fabaceae. The record is from RefSeq and is a predicted model, not a curated record.